Molecule: messenger RNA, 3235 nt
Organism: Hevea brasiliensis (rubber tree)
Lineage: Eukaryota; Viridiplantae; Streptophyta; Magnoliopsida; Malpighiales; Euphorbiaceae
Product: F-box protein MAX2
Exons: 2
Coding region: 190-2295 (701 amino acids)
Biological process (GO): SCF-dependent proteasomal ubiquitin-dependent protein catabolic process
Cellular component (GO): SCF ubiquitin ligase complex
Source: RefSeq, a predicted model, not a curated record
CAGUAGAGAAGACAAAAGAAAAAGGAGAAAUUGUUAGAUACGGUCCGGUGCAAUGAGUAUAUAUAUAUACAUUAUUGUAUAAUAUCUUCCCAUUGCUUCCUUAAUCUCAUCACUGUUACUCUCUUCCCUGCCCAUCAAUUUCCACUGCCCCUUUUUUCUUCGCGCUCGGUGUGGCGUCUACGCCGUCUCAUGGCCGUUCCAACCACCUCCUCUACCUCCACCACCAUCAGCGAUCUCCCUGAUGUCAUUUUAUCGAACAUUUUUGCUUCCAUAUCCGACACUCGAACACGAAACUCUCUUUCUCUAGUGAACCGCAAGUUCUUAACUCUUGAGAGAGCCACGCGCACCUCCCUUACGCUCCGGGGCAACGCGCGCGACUUUUAUAUGAUUCCGACUUGUUUCAGAUCCGUCACUCACCUAGACCUUUCUCUACUCUCUCCAUGGGGUCACUCUUUGCUCGCUUCCUCGCCGCUUUCCGAUCCUUUCCUCCUGGCGCACCGCCUCGGCGUUGCGUUUCCGCUUGUUACGUCACUAACGGUUUACGCUCGAUCUCCGUCCACUUUGCAGAUCCUCCUCCUUCAGUGGCCGCGAUUGUGCUCAGUGAAGCUCGUCCGGUGGCAUCAACGACCGUCGUCGCCUUAUCUGGGAGCGGAUAUUGCUCCGUUGUUCGAGCAAUGUGAAGGGCUUACUUGUCUGGAUCUCUCGAAUUUCUACUACUGGUCGGAGGAUCUUCCUCCGGUUCUCCAAGCGUAUCCUGAUGUUUCCAAGUCCUUGACAUGCUUGGAUCUGCUCACGGUUUCAUUAACUGAUGGAUUUAAGGCACACGAGAUUCGAGCAAUCACUGCUGCUUGUUCAAAUCUCACCAAGUUUCUGGUUGCUUGCAUGUUUGAUCCGAGUUAUAUUGGAUUCAUUGGAGACGAGACGUUGCUCGCGAUCGCAGCGAAUUGUCCCAAGUUAUCGGUUCUUCAUCUGGUUGAUACGUCGUCGUUGGGGAACACCAGGAGUGAUCCUGAGGAUGACGGGUAUACUGGGGAGGAUGCGAGGGUUAGUGUUGCAGGGUUGGUGGAUUUUUUCUCAGGGCUUCCAUUGCUUGAAGAGCUAGGUCUUUGUGUUUGCAAGAAUGUUAGAGAUACUGCUGUGGCUUUGGAAGCUCUUAAUUCUCGGUGUCCAAAGUUGAAAUUGCUAAAAUUACAACAAUUUCAUGGUAUUUGCAUGGCAGUGGAGUCGCAGCUUGAUGGGGUUGCACUGUGUUCGAGGCUGGAGUCAUUGUCCAUCAACAAGUCUGCAGAUUUGACAGACAUGGGCUUGAUAGAGAUUGCGAGAGGAUGUUGUAGAUUGGCAAAGUUUGAAGUUGAGGGAUGCAAGAAGAUUACUAUGAGGGGCAUCAGGACAAUGGCUUGUUUGCUUCACAAGACUCUUGUUGAGGUCAAGAUCUCUGCUUGUAAGAAUCUCAAUGCUGUUGCAUCUUUGCGAGCAUUGGAGCCUAUUCGCCAUCGAAUUGAGAGACUUCAUAUUGAUUGUAUGUGGGAUGCUCUGCAAGAAGAGGACAAUUAUGCUGCUACUUGUGGUUUCAACCUCAAUGAAGCCCUCUUUGGAAAUGCUGAACAUGAUUAUUCCAAGAGCAAUAAAAGAAUCAAGUAUUCUGCCGAUGCUUUGUAUUUGCAAAGCAAUAGAGAUGGAUUUUGGAGCAAGUCCUGGGAUAAACUCGUAUAUCUCUCUCUCUGGAUUGGUGUUGGCGAGCUUCUAACUCCUUUGCCAAUGGCUGGUCUUGAGGAUUGUCCUAAUUUGGAGGAGAUUCGUAUCCGGGUUGAAGGGGAUUGCAGAGGCCGGCACAAACCAUUACAGAGAGCAUUUGGAUUGUGCUGCCUUGCCCAAUAUCCCCGUCUGUCAAAGAUGCAGUUGGAUUGCAGCGACACAACAGGUUUCGCAUUAACUGCCCCGUCCGGACAAAUGGAUCUGAGCUUGUGGGAGAGAUUUUUCUUGAAUGGGAUAGGGAAUUUGAGUCUCAAUGAGCUUGAUUAUUGGCCACCACAAGACAAAGAUGUAAACCAAAGGAGUCUGUCCCUUCCAGGAGCUGGGUUGCUUGCAGAAUGUCUCACAUUGAGGAAGCUAUUUAUCCAUGGAACAGCUCAUGAGCAUUUCAUGAUGUUCCUUCUCCGAAUCCCAAACCUACGGGAUGUCCAACUUAGGGAAGACUACUAUCCGGCACCAGAGAACGAUAUGAGCACAGAAAUGAGAGUGGGUUCAUGCAGCCGGUUUGAAGAUGCCUUAAACAGCCGCCAUAUUCUCGACUGAAAUAUGAGAAUGAUCAAUACAAGAAAGAUUCAAUGGUUCCAUUGAAAUCCGAAAACUGAAGCUUUCAAGACAGUUUACACCAGAGCCGAAACACAUUGCAAAGCCUCUACAUAAGGAAAAAAAAAAAAAAAAACUCAGCGGAGCGUGUACUCGCAGUCGAGCAACCGGGAGAAUAUAUCUUCACAGCUUGGCCGUUCAUGCGGUUCUGCCCAACAAUCUCCGAAUCAAGACGAAAGCAAAGUCAGCAGUUAUAUACGAUAAAUAGCAUAUUAUAGCUCUCAUUGAUGUCAAAACAUACUAAGAAAUGAGUUAAUGAUCUUUCUUGAUCUCUGUUGCUACAGAUACCUGAAAUUAACCUGCCCAGUGGACCGUCAGUAAUCUCCAAACGGGUUCCCUCGUUAGCAACAGCAUAAACUACCUGAACAGCAAAGAACCAAAUGCCUUUAAGCUGGAUGUAUUUCAGAAAAUCUCCGAAAUGACCAGAGCAACAGUAUAUGGCUAAAAAAAGGGAUAAAAUCAUGUUACCCUUUCUGGUGGCACUCCUUCCCAUGGUCUAUUCAGUGUGCAAAGCUCCCACAUUAUUACCCCAAGGCUGAAAAUAUCACAUUUUUCAGUGAAGGGUUCAUUGCGAAUAAGUUCCGGAGCCAUCCAUUCUGGAGUUCCUGCAGAACAGGAGUCUCUCAUAGGCGUCUCCGUCAUUAUUCUUGAGAGCCCAAAAUCACAUAUCUUAACAGUCCAAUGUUUAUUCACAAGACAAUUUGCACUUUUCAGGUCUCGGUGAACUAUCUUCAUCCGAUGUAUGCACAUCAACCCCCUGGUUGUAAGCAGAAAAUUCAAGUCAGUACACAGCACAAUGGUGACUUCUAAAUAAACCUGACAAACCUGCUUAUGUAUCAGAUAACACUCAUAAUUUAAUCUACUGGUAAUUUGCAUUAGCACA